AUGGAUUCUCAUGUAGUUACUCCACCCACACCUGAAUCUGAGGAAAAGUUAUUUGAUCCCAACUUUAGAAAAGCUUCAUAUGGUAAUAAUGGGCAGGCUAGUUAUGGGCUCAGAGAGAAGCCCAGAAAAACUUGGAGGGCCUCUGAUGAAAAAAAUCCUCCAUGGCCCCUCGAAAAAAUCUGCAAGCAAUGUGGGAAAGGAUUUCGAUCCUUAAAGGCAUUAUGUGGCCAUAUGGCGAGCCAUUCGGAAAAGGAAAAAGCCGUUAAAAACGACCAUUCAUGGAACUCGGGUGAGGAGGACAGCCAUUCGGACACUUUUCAAGCUUCAAAGGGCAAGAAAAUCAAGAAAAUGGGAUUUAGUAGUAACUCCCCUUUCACUUCACUUUAUAAUAAUAAUAAUAAUAAUAACAGCAAUGUCUCGUCUUCUCUUUCGGAGAUCGACUGUAAUGAUCAUGAGGAGGUUGCCAUGUGCUUGAUGAUGUUGUCGAGGGAUUUCGGGACUUAUAUGAGCUCGGUUGUGGAGUCUAGCGACAAUAAUUCGGUUAUUUUGGAGACAAAAUCGUGCUCUGUGGACUUUUCCAAGAAAAUCGAGGAGUUGAAGUUGAAUAAAAAGAAAUGUGCUUUGGAUGAUGGUGAGAAUUCUGAUUCGGGGUACUUUUUAGACGAGUGCGCAAAAAAGAGCGCGUUUUUCACUAAUUGUAGUAAUUUCAGUGCAGAGGAGGCAAUUAGUAAGGAAUUUGAGCAAGAAAAAAACGGCCCGUUUAUAAAAAUCGAGUCGAGAAAGAAAAAGCACGUUAAUGAGAAUCGCGAAUACGACGAAAAGAAGAGAGUAAAGUACGAAUGCUUCAACUGCAAAAGGGCGUUUAAGUCUUAUCAGGCACUCGGUGGCCACCGGCCUUGCCAUAAAAGGACCAAUAACGCCUUUUACGAGAAUAGCUUGGACGAUGAUUCUGAUGAGCUUGUGAAAAGAAAGAAAAUGAACGAGAAAAAAGGCAAAUCCAAGAAGAAGAAGAACAAAGGGCACAAAUGUCCGUUUUGCGAAAGGGUUUUCAAGAACGGGCAGGCCUUGGGAGGGCAUAAGAGGUCCCAUUUUAUCGGUGGUCAUGUCGAAACGUAUAAUUACAACAACGUAAGCGAAAUCGUGGAGAAAAAAAAACAGCACUUUUUUAUUGACCUCAAUCUUCCGGCCCCACAGGACGAUGAGAAUGGCGAGGAUUAG
Molecule: messenger RNA, 1218 nt
Organism: Striga asiatica
Lineage: Eukaryota; Viridiplantae; Streptophyta; Magnoliopsida; Lamiales; Orobanchaceae
Source: the annotation of a GenBank genome assembly